Dentiscutata erythropus is the source of this 402-nucleotide messenger RNA. Lineage: Eukaryota; Fungi; Glomeromycota; Glomeromycetes; Diversisporales; Gigasporaceae. The record is from the annotation of a GenBank genome assembly.
CGACAACUAAGAAUAAAAGAAAUGGUGCAACUUCUUGUAAAUAAUAAUUUAUCAGAGCUUGAAGAUUUAUAUCUAAAUUCGAACGAAUGGAAUAAAAUGUGUGAUCUAUUAACUAUCCUGCAGCCAAUAUAUGAAGCCACUAUUUUUUUGUCCUCAGCUUCUCAUCCAACUGUUAGUGACAUUCAGUCAGGGUAUAUCGUCAACAAAAUAAGCCAUCAAAACUCCUUUGAAGAAUUAAACAAUUAUCUAGAACUUCCUCUAGAAGAAAAUACUGAUCCUUUAUCAUGGUUAAAAACGUAUCAAACAAGAUACCCAAUUCUUUCAAGGCUUGCAAAGAACUAUCUAACUAUUCAAGCUACUAGUAUUCCCUGCCUUGGUCUAGGUCAAACUGAAGAUAUGAUA